AUGUUCCAAUUUAGUAGAGUUUCCGAGGAAGAAAAAGUUUUGUGUGCCUCUUUCAUGUUACGCGGUAGUGCUGGACAUUGGUGGGACACAGUCAAGUGCAUCGAAGAUGUGCAUAACUUGGGGCCGAUCGAAAGAACUUUCAGAAGCAAAUAUUUUACAGCCCCCAUACGCGCAAUGAAGAUGAAUGAGUUUAUACAAUUGAAGCAGGGCAACAUGAUCAUCGCAGACUAUAUCCACAAGUUCGAGCAACUCUCAAGGUUUGCCGAACAUAUGGUUAGCACAGACUACUUAAAGACGGAGAGAUUUCUUGAGGGCCUGAAACCAGAACUCUAUAGAGAUGUUUGCAUGGCUGGCAUUCAGGAAUCAAAUUACUCACAAGUUGUCGAGCGAGCACUAAUUGCUGAACAAGCUGAACAGAAGAUAAGAAAAGCACAGGAGAUAAGACGUAAGCGUACUAAGCGGAUUCGGAAUUGUCUUUCAUUCGAAGGCAUAACUUGGACCCAUGCGCUUCAGAGGCAAAGGCCACAAUGGACUAGAAAUGAGAAGAAAAGGCCAACACAAUUUCAAAACCAGAAGCCUAUAUUUCAACAACAAAGGUAG
Messenger RNA from Striga hermonthica, 600 nucleotides. The record is from the annotation of a GenBank genome assembly. NCBI's taxonomy places the organism in Eukaryota, Viridiplantae, Streptophyta, Magnoliopsida, Lamiales, Orobanchaceae.